Molecule: messenger RNA, 432 nt
Organism: Tinamus guttatus (white-throated tinamou)
Lineage: Eukaryota; Metazoa; Chordata; Aves; Tinamiformes; Tinamidae
Source: RefSeq, a predicted model, not a curated record
UAAAUUUGAUCACCCCCACAUUCUGAAAUUGCUCGGCGUGUGUCUACUAAAUGAACCUCAGUACCUCAUACUGGAGCUGAUGGAAGGAGGGGAUCUACUUAGCUAUUUACGAGGAGCCAGGAAGCAAAAGCUCCAGAGUCCCUUACUGACAUUGACUGAUCUCUUGGAUAUAUGUUUGGAUAUUUGCAAAGGCUGUGUCUAUUUAGAGAAAAUGCACUUCAUACACAGGGACCUGGCUGCUCGCAACUGCCUUGUAUCUGUGAAGGAAUAUGAAGGCUGCUCCCGUGUGGUAAAGAUUGGUGAUUUUGGACUUGCCAGAGAUAUCUAUAAAAAUGAUUAUUACAGGAAGAGAGGAGAAGGACUACUUCCUGUGAGAUGGAUGGCCCCUGAAAGCCUCAUUGAUGGUGUCUUUACUAAUCGCUCUGAUGUCUG